Molecule: messenger RNA, 2265 nt
Organism: Dreissena polymorpha
Lineage: Eukaryota; Metazoa; Mollusca; Bivalvia; Myida; Dreissenidae
Product: UDP-glucose 4-epimerase-like
Exons: 1
Coding region: 1327-2235 (302 amino acids)
Biological process (GO): beta-D-galactose catabolic process via UDP-galactose, Leloir pathway
Cellular component (GO): cytosol
Molecular function (GO): UDP-glucose 4-epimerase activity
Source: RefSeq, a predicted model, not a curated record
AUCACCACAGCAGGUUGCUAAUACAGUGUAGACUUCUGCUGUUUUAUUGUGGUAACACGGUUGUUUAGAAAGCAUAGGCCAAAUAAUAUGGAUCAAAUUUUGAAAUAAAAAUCGUAUAAAGAGUCUGAAAAUAGGGCAGUGAAUGUUUAACAUAAGGAUCAAAGCAACAGAUGUAAGGGGUCUUCUGAUUGGUUAACACUCAAGGGUCGGUAAAAAUUGUACGUCAAAGUACAAUUUUGUAUGUCGAAGUACAAAAUAAUGAACGUCGACAUAAAUAUUGUACGUCAACGUACAUUUCUCUUUUUACCUAGUAGGUUUUGUUGACUUUUGACCCAAAUGGUGCGUCAUAUAGAUAAGGCUAUUACUGAUAGGGGUUGCCUAGAGAUAAGGCUGUAGUAUGGAAUGAGUUAAUGUUUUAUUUGUGUGUGUGUCACAGAGUUACAAAUAUUAUUAUAUUAUUAUUUGAUUUUUGAUUGAGUACAUUAUAAAUUCAUACAAUACAAUAGUUACAGUUUUUAAGAUAUUGAAUUGAUUUCUGUGAAUAUGUUUGAAUAUGAUUUCUUUGUCUACUGAAUUGCAGUAGAAGGUUGCUUGGAACCACAUGUUUAACUUGAUAUGGAUUACAUUGUGUUAGUUACAGUCUUGGAAGUCUUCUCAUGUUAAAUUCACACUCAAUAUGCAGACUGUAUGCUGACUGUAUGCUUAUCAGUUCUAGCUAUAAAUAAUGACUGUGACUAAAGAUUCUUAGACUAGGUGCUAAUUAAUUACAGUCUUAUAGAAGUAAGGAAGUAAGGUACUGUAUGUUGGAUGAGAGAUAGAUAUGAUUGGUCAGUGAGAUGUGUGGGUGUGACUUGGCAUUAAGGAUCUGUAUUAUUGAUGGAUGAAUGAGAGAUAAGAUUGGUCAGUGAGAUGUGUGGGUGUGACUUGGUUCUAGGGAUGAAAGGGUUUCAAUAGAGUGACAAGUUAGUUUUAUAAAAGAAGGAAGUGGAGGUCAGUAAGAAAAAGUUAGAAAGUGAGUUACAAGAUAGAGAGAGACAGUUGGAAAUAGGAGGAUGGAAUUUGUUAAAUAAGAUCUGAUAAGAAUGUAAUAGAGUUAAGAAGGAAUGCUUAAGAAUGCAAUAUAGGAAGAGGGAAUUUGUUGAAAAUUAUGUGAACUAUAAAUGAAUAAAAGAGUAAACGCAGAAAGCGAGUUAUGUUAUGCCAUCAAUAACAAGGGCAUAGAUUUCCCCGGUCCGGUUACAUAAUGGUAGAGAAUCAGGGUAUGUUGGGAGUCUUGGGACCAACACGGUUGUGGAACUCAUAAAGGCUGGUUAUGAUGUGGUUGUCAUGGACAACCUCCCAAAAGCAAGCAUGGAGAGCAUGAGGCGGGUGAAUGAAAUCACAGGCAAGCAGGUGCCCACAUUCAGUAUCGACAUGUUGGACAAGGAUGCUUUCCGGGAUCUAUUCAAAAAGCACAAGAUCCUCUGUGUGAUGCACUUUGCUGGCCUGAAGACAGUAGAGGAGUCCUGUCACAAACCUCUUCUCUAUUACAAGACAAAUAUAGGCGGAACAAUCAGUCUUCUUGAGGGGAUGAAGGAGUUCGGUGUGUACAACAUGAUCUUCUCCAGUUCUGCCGCUGUGUACGGCUCACCCAGUUACCUGCCCAUAGAUGAGAAACACCCUGUAGGGGGCUGCAUCAACCCCUAUGGCAAGACCAAGUACUUCAUUGAGGAAAUCCUCAAAGAUAAUUGCUCUGCAGAAAAGCAAUGGAAUGUUGUGCUGCUGCGCUACUUCAACCCAGUGGGUGCCCACGUGACUGGCAAGUUAGGGGAAGACCCUCAAGGAAUCCCCAGUGACCUCAUGCCCUACGUAUCCCAUGUGGCUGUAGGAAGGGUUAAGGAGCUCACAGUGUAUGGAGUUGACUAUGAUACACCUGAUGGAACAGAGGUGCGUGAUUACAUCAAUGUAGUAGACUGGGCUCAGGGACAUGUGGCUGCCUUGAAGUAUCUCGAGAAGGACUGUGGCUUCAAGGUGUUUAACUUGGGAACAGGAAAAGGUUAUUGUGUGAUUGAAAUGGCCAAAGCCUUUGAAACUGCUUCUGGAAAACCUGUACCUUACAAGAUAGCCGGUCGUCAUGCUGGUGAUAUAGCUUCGUGUUACGCUGAUGCCUCUUUGGUUGAGAAGGAACUUGGAUGGAAGGCAAAACUUGAUCUUGCAAAGAUGUGUGAAGACUCAAUGGUUCUGGCAAUCCAAUAACCCGACAGGCUUCAGAACAGAGAGCUAGGA